Molecule: messenger RNA, 786 nt
Organism: Australozyma saopauloensis
Lineage: Eukaryota; Fungi; Ascomycota; Pichiomycetes; Serinales; Metschnikowiaceae
Gene: VPS2
Product: ESCRT-III subunit protein
Exons: 1
Coding region: 1-786 (261 amino acids)
Biological process (GO): endosome transport via multivesicular body sorting pathway; late endosome to vacuole transport; protein transport
Cellular component (GO): ESCRT III complex; multivesicular body
Source: RefSeq, a predicted model, not a curated record
AUGCCCACUACAGAUAUGAGGCCCACACGCCUCCACACUUAUCUCAGAUCGACUCCAACACACCCCACAUUCACCUCUACCACAACCACCCCAAGCACAAAUCCCAACACAAUGUCGCAACUAUUCGAGUGGGCAUUUGGCAAGAAGCUCACUCCCCAAGAAAGGCUCCGAAAAAACCAGCGGGCGCUCGAAAAGACACAGCGUGAAUUGACCAGAGAAACCGCAAAGUUGCAACAACAGGAAAAGAAACUCGUGGGUGAAAUCAAAAAGUCCGCGAAGCUGGGCCAGAUCGCAAGCGCAAAGAUCCAGGCGAAAGAUCUCAUCCGCACGAAGAAUUACAUCGACAAGUUCAACCUGAUGAAAGCACAGCUCCAAGCCAUUUCGUUGCGGAUCCAGUCGGUGCGAAGCAACCAACAGAUGGCUGCGUCGAUGCGUGAUGCGACGCGGGUGCUUCUGGGAAUGAACCGCCUGAUGAAUCUUCCGCAGCUUUCGCGGAUUGCGCAAGAGUUUGCCAAAGAGAACGACCUCAUGGACCAGAAACAGGAGUUUAUGGAUGAUGCCAUUGAUGAUGCCAUGGAGUUGGACGAAGAUGGGCUCGGCGAGGAGGAGCAGGUCGACGAGCUUCUCAGUAAGGUGUUGGACGAGAUUGGAGUGGAUCUCAACACAAGCUUGAAGGAUACACCGAACCAGAUCCGCACGGAGGAGCCUGCGAGCGCGCGUGUUGCGCAAGCCGUAGGAAGCAACGAGGAUGAUUUGCAGGCGCGCCUCGACAGCUUGAAGAAGUAG